Arachis ipaensis is the source of this 1035-nucleotide messenger RNA. RefSeq lists its product as uncharacterized. The record is from RefSeq and is a predicted model, not a curated record. Gene Ontology annotation, molecular function: DNA helicase activity. Gene Ontology annotation, biological process: telomere maintenance; DNA repair. NCBI's taxonomy places the organism in Eukaryota, Viridiplantae, Streptophyta, Magnoliopsida, Fabales, Fabaceae.
AUGACUCAUGAGCAAAGGUUAGUAUUCGGUGAGAUACUCAAUGCUGUUAUUGCAUACUCUAGUGGUUUUACUUCGCCUAAGCGCAUGGAAAAUGCGUCUUUAUUCCUACCUGGUGGCAGAACGGCUCAUUCUAGGUUUUUAAUACCCAUUAUAAUUACUGAUGAAUCUAAUUGCAACAUCAAGCAUGGCAGUUUGAAGGCUGAGAUGCUCAUCCAAAGUAGCUUAAUAAUUUGGGAUGAUGCUCCAAUGCUCAAUAAAAUGUGCUUUAAAGCACUUGAUCAGACGCUCAGGAAUUUUAUGUCAGCUACUGAUCAACAUAAGACACAUCAACCAUUUGGUGGUAAGGUUGUGGUUCUAGGAAGUGAUUUUAGACAGAUACUUCUGAGUAAGAAAAUUCUUGCACCCACGCUUGAGAAUAUCGAGAAGGUAAAUGACUUUGUCUUGACAAUCUUCCCAAGGAUGGAAAAAGAGUAUCUAAGUUCUAACACAACAUGUCAAGCUGAUGAGAAUGAAGAUAUACAACAAGCGUGGUUUACAUCAGAGUUCCUAAAUGACAUCAAAUGUUUAGAAUUACCCAACCACAAGUUGACUUUGAAGUCAGGAGUUGUUGUAAUGCUACUACAAAACAUAGACCAGACUUCAGGUUUAUGCAACGGGACAAGGUUAAUAGUUAAUGAACUUGGCAACAAUGUAAUUGGAGAGACGGUAGUGACCGGUAGAAAUAUUGGCGACAAAGUGUACAUUCCAAGAAUGAACUUGAUUCCUUCAGAUUCAAGAUUGCCAUUUAAGUUUCAACAGAGACAAUUUCUAUUAACAAUGUGCUUUGCAAUGACCAUCAACAAGAGUCAGGGCCAAUCAUUAUCACAUGUAGGACUUUACUUGCCAAAAUCUGUAUUCACUCAUGGACAACUUUACGUUGCUUUGUCAAGAGUUAAGAGUCGCAGUAGCCUCAAGGUUCUAAUUUUGGACAAAGAUGACAAUCCAAAGUCAUCAACAACAAAUGUCAUAUUCAAAGAAGUUUUUAAUAAUAUUUAG